AUGCUCUUCUCUCGACCUCCCCGCCUUCCGAGCACCGCUUUCCGAUCGCUAAGGCCCCGUCCAAGAUUCUUUUCCGCCCUCGGUCCGCGCUACGCUAUCGACAUGGGGACCGUAGAUACCACUGAACGCCUGUCGAAGCUGCGGCAGUUGAUGCAGCAGCACAAGGUCGACGUCUACAUCGUGCCCUCCGAAGACAGUCACCAGUCGGAAUACAUUGCGCCUUGUGAUGCCCGCCGAGAGUUCAUUUCUGGGUUCUCUGGCUCUGCUGGUACUGCGAUCAUCUCCUUGAGCAAGGCUGCUCUCUCCACCGACGGGAGAUACUUCAACCAGGCUGCGAAACAAUUGGAUAACAACUGGCAACUUCUGAAGCGGGGAGUGGAAGGAGUGCCCACAUGGCAAGAAUGGACUACGGAAGAGGCACAGGGAGGCAAGGCCGUUGGCGUGGAUCCUUCUCUGAUCACGGCCUCUGGCGCACGUAAACUGGCGGAGACCCUGGAGAAGAACGGAUCCACACUCGUUGGAGUUCAACAAAACUUGGUUGAUUUGGUAUGGGGCAAGGACCGCCCCGCGCGUCCCAGCGAGAAAGUCCGAGUGCACCCAGCAAAGUAUGCUGGAAAGAGCUUCCAGGAGAAGGUCUCCGAGCUGCGCAAGGACCUGGAGUCAAGGAAGAAGGCCGGUUUCAUCAUAUCCAUGCUUGACGAAAUUGCCUGGCUAUUCAACUUGAGAGGAACCGACAUCCCUUACAACCCUGUGUUUUUCUCAUACGUUUUGAUCACGCCCACCACAGCUGAGAUUUAUGUCGAGGAUGAUAAGCUGACCCCGGAGGUCAAGGCUCACCUUGGGCAAGACGUGAUUAUCAAGCCUUACGAUUCCAUCUUUGCUGAUGCCCAAGCUCUCGCUGUUCGAGGCCAAGCCGCGGGCGAGAACGCCGAGAAGUUCCUGUUGUCCAACAAAGCUUCUUGGGCUUUGAGUGUCAGUCUCGGCGGCGAAGGUCAGGUUGAGGAGACUCGGAGUCCUAUCGCUGAUGCCAAGGCCGUCAAGAACGAAACCGAGCUUGAGGGCAUGCGCGCUUGCCACAUCCGUGACGGUGCCGCCUUGACCGAGUACUUUGCCUGGCUCGAAAACGAGCUUGUCAACAAGAAAACCGUCCUUGAUGAAGUUGACGGUGCUGACAAGCUCGAGCAAAUUCGCUCCAAGCACGAGUUGUUCGCUGGUCUUUCUUUUGAUACCAUCUCCUCUACUGGACCUAACGGUGCCGUCAUUCACUACAAGCCUGAGAAGGGAAGCUGUUCUAUCAUCGACCCCAAGGCCAUCUACCUCUGUGACUCCGGCUGUCAAUACUACGAUGGAACCACUGACACCACGAGAACUUUCCAUUUCGGUACCCCCACCGAGUUUGAGAAGCGAGCUUUCACUCUUGUCUUGAAGGGAACCAUUGGAAUUGAUAUGGCAGUCUUCCCCAAGGGAACCAGUGGCUUUGCCAUUGAUGUUCUGGCGCGCCAGCACUUGUGGAAGGAAGGUUUGGAUUUCCUCCACGGAACGGGCCAUGGCGUCGGUUCUUACCUUAAUGUUCAUGAGGGCCCUAUAGGUAUUGGUACUCGAGUUCAGUACACCGAGGUUCCCAUCGCUGCUGGAAACGUCAUCUCUGAUGAACCCGGUUAUUACGAGGAUGGCAAGUUCGGUAUCCGCAUUGAGAAUGUCGUCAUGUGCCGGGGAGUCGAAACCCCGAACAAGUUUGGUGACAAGCAAUGGCUAGGCUUUGAGCAUGUUACAAUGACGCCGAUCGGCCAGAACUUGAUUGAGCCAUCGCUACUGAGCGACGAAGAGCUCAAGUGGGUGAACGACUACCACGCUGAGAUCUGGGCGAAGACAGAGCACUUCUUCCAGGCCGAUGACCUGACUCGCUCGUGGCUCGAGCGUGAGACCAAGCCUAUCUCCAAAUAA
Penicillium brevicompactum is the source of this 1944-nucleotide messenger RNA. RefSeq names its product aminopeptidase P (gene ampp). The record is from RefSeq and is a predicted model, not a curated record. The transcript has 10 exons. Lineage: Eukaryota; Fungi; Ascomycota; Eurotiomycetes; Eurotiales; Aspergillaceae. The coding region runs from base 1 to 1944 and encodes 647 amino acids. Gene Ontology annotation, molecular function: metalloaminopeptidase activity.